Drosophila serrata is the source of this 621-nucleotide messenger RNA. It is a transcript of the gene mRpL30, whose product is annotated as mitochondrial ribosomal protein L30. Gene Ontology annotation, biological process: translation. Gene Ontology annotation, molecular function: structural constituent of ribosome. NCBI's taxonomy places the organism in Eukaryota, Metazoa, Arthropoda, Insecta, Diptera, Drosophilidae. Gene Ontology annotation, cellular component: large ribosomal subunit; mitochondrion. The record is from RefSeq and is a predicted model, not a curated record.
UAGUACAGUACACAUUGCAUUUCAUAACACAAAUUCAUUAAUGCCAAUUGUUUUUGCUGAAAUAAUCAAAUAAAAUGAACCUGUCACGACUACUGGCACCCCUGCGGAGCACCACAUGCCCGGUGCGCACCUACGGCAAACACAAUAAGAAGUUCCUCUACAAGGAUGGCCAGAAAUUCGAGGGCAUCACAUACUAUCCCAGGACGCCAGAUCACCAGGACCCACCCGUGGAGCCGGCAAAGUUGUUCCGGGUGCAACGCAUUAAGCCGGUAAAGGGCAAUCCGUACUGGGAAAAGCGCAUCCUCAAGGAUUUGGGCCUGGACGGCAAACAGAGCGACUUUACGGUGGUAAAGAAUAUACCGGAGAACAAUGCCCGUCUGUGGAAGAUCAAGCACCUGGUGAAGGUCACUCCGAUUACGUUUCCGUAUGGCGAACCUACGGCACAAGAUGUGCGGCACACGAUACUCAAGGAGAACGGAGAGUGUCUGGUUACAAAGGACCUUGGACCCGUGGAGGUGCGCCUGGAGGCACGCGGCAAGUUUGACGAGCAGCCCCGUCGACUGGACACUGAUCUGCUGCGCAAGGACGCCCGUCUUAAGUGGCUGAAUCCAUGGUAGUCGU